AUGCCAGAACGCCCCAUCAUCGCUAUUGCAGGUCUGGCGUGUGAAACCUCGGUUUUUACCCCCGCAAGAACUCUUGCUGCGGCAUUUCACCCUCGUCGCGCCACGGAAAUCAUCGACAAAUAUGCGUUUCUUCAUCCUGGCACAUCCCUCGGCGAUGCAGCAGACUGGCGAGGAGCACUGGUCGGCCACGCCCUACCCGGUGGAAUCGUGACGCGGGCUUCUUUCGAACAAUUAGCGAACGAGAUGAUCUCCCAUCUGGCCGAGAUGGCGACAUCUACAACUAUUCACGGUCUAUGGUAUAAUAUCCAUGGAGCAAUGUGCGUUGAAGGAAUCGAUGAUGCUGAGGCAGAGCUUCUUCAUCGCAUUCGGGCUGUGAUCGGUCCCCGGGUGCUCGUGUCGGCAUCGCUCGAUCUGCAUGGGGAUGUAUCGCGCGCUCUUGCACACCAGACCGAUUUGAUUACCUGUUACCGCAUGGCACCUCACGAAGAUGAGAAAGAAACCGAAGAACGCGCCUGCCGUAACCUCGUUACUCUGUUAACUGCUCGGCCACACGACCCAGCCCGGCCAUUGAAGGCAUGGUCGCCCAUCCCGGUCCUCUUACCGGGAGAACAGACAUCGACACGCAUUGAGCCCGCGAAAAGCCUUUAUGCUCUCGUUCCAGAAAUCGAAUCAACGCAGGGAGUAUUAGACGCAGCGAUCUGGGUCGGCUACACAUGGGCUGAUGAACCUCGCAAUCAUGCGGUAGUGGUUGUCACAGGCUGGGACAAAGAUACGGUGACCAAAAGUGCGAAGCGUUUGGCGCAGUACUUCUGGGACGCUCGUGGGGGUUUUCAUUUUGUUGCCCCAACAGGAUCCUUCACCGAAUGUAUCGACGCUGGUUUAGUGUCGAAAACUAGGCCUUUUUUUAUUUCCGACUCUGGUGACAAUCCAACUGCCGGAGGAUCCGGCGAUGUCACCUGGGGACUUUCGCAACUGUUAUCCCGCUCUGACCUUCAAGUGGAUAAUGGACCGACAGUGAUUUAUGCUAGUAUCCCGGGACCUCAGGCCAUUGAUCAAAUAGUGCAAGCUGGUGUUGGUGCCACCGUGACAGUUACCGCCGGCGCUGAAGUGGACAAUCUACAUUCAGGGCCCAUCACCAUGACUGGGCGGGUUCAUUCAAUUAGGUAUGGAGAUCUGCACGCGGUCAUUGAAGCGGUUCUACACACUGGCAGUGUAUUUGCGAUUAUCACGAAGCUCCGCAAGCCUUACCAUCACGAGGACGAUUUCACCAAACUCGAUCUCCAACCUCGAUCCGCAGAUAUUGUGAUUGUCAAGAUCGGAUACUUGGAACCUGAACUUUUUGCGAUGGCGGCAGACUGGAUGCUGGCAUUAACGCCCGGUGGCGUUGAUCAACAGUUAAAGCGCCUUGGACACAAGCGUAUUCAUCGCCCUAUGUGGCCUUUCGACAAAGAAUUCCCCAAAAGUCCAGAUCUUACUCCUCAGCUUAUCCCACUUUCGGACGAGGCUCUGGGAUGA
Molecule: messenger RNA, 1515 nt
Organism: Penicillium alfredii
Lineage: Eukaryota; Fungi; Ascomycota; Eurotiomycetes; Eurotiales; Aspergillaceae
Product: M81 family metallopeptidase
Exons: 1
Coding region: 1-1515 (504 amino acids)
Source: RefSeq, a predicted model, not a curated record